AGCGGAUAUUGCUCCUUACUUCAACACUGUGGCAUUAUACAGAAUCAAAGAGCAGCAGGAAAAACCUUUGCGAACAGGGUUUUGACUGAAGGAGAGGGAUGAGAAUCAACGUUUCUCAUAUGUUCUUUGUGACUGGUCUGUGUACAGGAUUUCUGUCCAUUUAUUACUUUGUAUACUACAACACCAGCACUGCAGAAGCAGCUUUGUUCUCACUGGGUCACACCAGUGGAGUUGAUUAUGACAGAUGGAUUCAGAAAAACUUACUGCCAGAUGAGGAUGGGAGUGCUCUGUCCCAGAAUGUUCAAGUUCUAUGUUGGAUCAUGACUGGACCCAGAAACCUGGAGUCUAGAGCCAAACACAUUCGGGCAACUUGGGCCAAACGAUGUAACAAGAUCUUGUACAUGAGCUCAGUGGAGACAGAUUUCCCCACAGUGGGACUCAACGUCUCUGAGGGACGAGACCAGCUUUACUGGAAGACAAUCAGGGCCUUCCAGUACAUUUACCAACACCACCGAAAUGACUACGACUGGUUUCUCAAAGCUGACGAUGACACGUUUGUGGUUAUUGAAAACCUCCGCCACAUCUUGUCCAAACAAGACCCAAAGAAGCCUGUGUAUUUUGGGCGAAGGUUUGCCCCAUUCGUGCAUCAGGGUUACAUGAGUGGUGGAGCUGGCUAUGUUCUCAGUAAAGAAGCCCUCAAACGAUUUAUUGAGGGAUUUGACAAAGGGAAAUGUACCCAUUUCUCCACCAUAGAAGACAUGGCUCUGGGGAAGUGUAUGGAGACCAUGAAUGUAGAGCCCGGGGACUCGAGAGAUGUGAAGGGAAGACAGACGUUUCACCCCUACCCACCAGACAAGUACCUGAUCAAACAGCAACCUAGGAAACGGCCCUGGUAUCUCAUAUAUGACCACUACAAACCCAGAGAAGGCCCAGAAUGUUGUUCAGAUCAUGCUGUGUCAUUCCACUAUAUCUAUCCUGUACAGAUGUACAUGCUGGAAUACUUCACCUACCAUCUACGGCCCUACGGAUACAAGUACAGAUACAACCCUGAUGUUACAGCAACUGAAGUUGAGAGUAACAACACCACAACUGUCUCUGAUUAAUACAGAGACAUCAACAACAGACGACUGCACUUGAUUGUGGACAAAGACUUAAAGAUUGCAAAUACAUAUAAUCAAGUAAGAGAUUGAUAAGAACCAAUGGGUGCAAUAUAUUUUUUUAAUUAAAUGUUGUACCCUUGUUUUAUGAGGUAUGUUGACUGAGAACACAAUCUCACAGAAAUGUUUCAUUACUGCAGUGCCUUUGCGAAAGUAUUCAAACCCCUGAACAAUUCUAAAACUUUACAAAUGUUGUUCUGUUUGUAAACACUGACUCUGAAUCUAUUAUUGUAAAUUGGUUUGUUGAUGAUGGUAGGGC
Messenger RNA from Esox lucius (northern pike), 1416 nucleotides. RefSeq names its product glycoprotein-N-acetylgalactosamine 3-beta-galactosyltransferase 1-like. NCBI's taxonomy places the organism in Eukaryota, Metazoa, Chordata, Actinopteri, Esociformes, Esocidae. Gene Ontology annotation, cellular component: membrane. Gene Ontology annotation, molecular function: N-acetylgalactosaminide beta-1,3-galactosyltransferase activity. The transcript is spliced from 4 exons. The record is from RefSeq and is a predicted model, not a curated record. Bases 99 to 1103 code for a protein of 334 amino acids.